GGGGUGCCAGUCUCAGGGGCAGCUCCAAUUCCCUCCCCGCCCCCUGCUCCUAUUCCUCCCCCUGACCCUCUUUCUCUUGGCUCUACUGACAGUUUCUCCAGGACCCAGCAGUGUCCUCUGUCCACUGCUCUAGGCCAUUCCCUACCCCACCCCCACUGUGAGCCCCUAACUCAGGAUUCAGGACCCAGGGGCCCCUCCCUAUCCCAGCAAACCUCUUCUCGACCAGGAGAGCUGACUCAGAUUGCACUACCUCCAUGCGUGCUGCAGACAGGAUGGGGGCCAGGGCUGUGCUGGGCCUGCGGCUGGCACUACUGUUACUGCUGGUGCUUGGGACACCCAAGUCAGGGGUCCAAGGGGAGGAUGGGCUGGACUUUCCCGAGUAUGAUGGUGUGGACCGUGUGGUCAAUGUCAACGCAAAGAACUACAAAAAUGUCUUCAAGAAGUACGAGGUGCUGGCACUGCUCUACCACGAGCCCCCCGAGGAUGACAAGGCCUCACAAAGACAAUUUGAGAUGGAAGAGCUGACCCUGGAGUUAGCAGCCCAAGUCCUAGAAGACAAGGGUGUUGGCUUCGGGAUGGUGGACUCUGAGAAGGAUGCAGCUGUAGCCAAGAAACUAGGACUCACUGAAGAAGACAGCAUCUAUGUGUUCAAAGGAGAUGAAGUCAUUGAGUAUGAUGGCGAGCUUUCUGCUGACACCCUGGUGGAGUUUCUGCUUGAUGUUCUAGAGGACCCUGUGGAAUUGAUUGAGGGUGAACGAGAGUUGCAGGCAUUUGAGAACAUCGAGGAUGAGAACAAACUCAUUGGCUACUUCAAAAACAAAGACUCAGAGCACUUCAAGGCCUACGAGGACGCCGCGGAGGAGUUUCAUCCAUACAUCCCCUUCUUCGCCACCUUCGACAGCAAGGUGGCAAAGAAGCUGACCCUGAAGCUGAAUGAGAUUGAUUUCUAUGAAGCCUUCAUGGAAGAGCCUGUGACCAUCCCAGACAAGCCCAACAGUGAAGAGGAGAUUGUCAACUUCGUGGAAGAGCACAGGAGGUCAACCCUGAGGAAACUGAAGCCUGAGAGUAUGUAUGAGACCUGGGAGGAUGAUCUGGAUGGAAUCCAUAUUGUGGCUUUUGCAGAGGAAGCUGAUCCAGAUGGCUAUGAGUUCUUAGAGAUUCUCAAGGCUGUGGCCCAAGAUAACACUGAAAAUCCUGAUCUUAGCAUCAUCUGGAUUGACCCUGAUGACUUCCCCCUGCUGGUUCCGUACUGGGAGAAGACAUUUGAUAUCGACUUGUCAGCUCCACAAAUAGGAGUUGUCAAUGUUACUGAUGCGGACAGCAUAUGGAUGGAGAUGGAUGAUGAAGAGGACCUGCCUUCCGCUGAGGAGCUGGAAGACUGGCUGGAGGAUGUACUAGCGGGCGAGAUCAACACAGAAGACGAUGAUGAGGAGGACGAGGAUGACGAUGAUGAUUAGUUGCCAUGACAACCAUCUCCCUGCCCCACCUGCUCUCCUCACGCUCCCUCCUGCCUUCCCUGUCCUUGCCUGAGCUCCCCCAGGGCCACUAGCUCAUUUUCUGUCAUAGGGCCCACUGGGAAUCUGUAUGCUGAGUGCUCAGACUCUGGUCCCCCUCACCUAAUGAGGAAUGAGCUACUUUUCCCUGAACAUCAUCCUAGCUAUCUCAUCCAACUAACUUGUUUCCUGUCCCACAGUGUCCCUGUAUCUAUUAUUUGUUUCUUCCAUUACUCCCUGAACUCUUUCUUGUCAUUUUCUUCUUGCCAUAUCUCUGGGCCUCCGCCUCUCUUCUGUUUCCUCUACCUAUACACACUCUUCUCCCACUCCCUCAAAUCCUGUAUCCUUCCGAUGGUUCUCUCUCUGGCCAGGAGGAAGGGGGGGGCACUGUAGUUGGGGCUGUAUCUCAGCAAUCUGUUGUUAAUGUAUUUGGGUCAAAUGAGAGGCGUCAAUAAAGGAUCUGGGGCGGC
Messenger RNA from Pteropus alecto (black flying fox), 1963 nucleotides. RefSeq names its product calsequestrin 1 (gene CASQ1). The record is from RefSeq and is a predicted model, not a curated record. The transcript is spliced from 11 exons. NCBI's taxonomy places the organism in Eukaryota, Metazoa, Chordata, Mammalia, Chiroptera, Pteropodidae. Gene Ontology annotation, molecular function: calcium ion binding. Gene Ontology annotation, biological process: regulation of skeletal muscle contraction by regulation of release of sequestered calcium ion. Gene Ontology annotation, cellular component: sarcoplasmic reticulum lumen. The coding region runs from base 255 to 1457 and encodes 400 amino acids.